Molecule: messenger RNA, 1368 nt
Organism: Trichomycterus rosablanca
Lineage: Eukaryota; Metazoa; Chordata; Actinopteri; Siluriformes; Trichomycteridae
Gene: cdk1
Product: cyclin dependent kinase 1
Exons: 8
Coding region: 122-1030 (302 amino acids)
Biological process (GO): protein phosphorylation; mitotic G2 DNA damage checkpoint signaling; G2/M transition of mitotic cell cycle
Cellular component (GO): nucleus
Molecular function (GO): ATP binding; cyclin-dependent protein serine/threonine kinase activity
Source: RefSeq, a predicted model, not a curated record
CGGUCAGUUUGAACGAAAGAAAUUUCUACAGUAAUCAUACUUUUCACGUCUUGGUAGCAGCUCUAAAACAGUUGAAGUCGAUUAUUCAUAGCCAUUGGAUUUUUGAUAAAACCUAAUAAAAAUGGAAGACUACCUAAAGAUUGAGAAAAUUGGGGAAGGUACAUAUGGAGUGGUAUAUAAGGGUCGGCACAAGUCCACAGGGCAGGUGGUGGCUCUAAAGAAGAUUCGCCUGGAGAGUGAGGAGGAAGGAGUGCCAAGCACAGCUGUCCGAGAGAUCUCCCUACUCAAAGAACUACAGCACCCAAAUGUUGUUAGGCUGCUGGAUGUCCUGAUGCAGGAGUCCAAAUUGUAUUUGGUGUUUGAGUUUCUGUCAAUGGAUUUGAAAAAAUACCUGGACUCUAUUCCCUCAGGCCAAUACAUGGAUCCCAUGCUUGUGAAGAGUUAUCUAUAUCAGAUUCUGGAAGGAAUUCUAUUCUGCCACUGUCGCCGUGUUCUACAUCGUGACCUAAAGCCACAGAACCUGUUAAUUGAUAACAAAGGCGUUAUUAAACUUGCUGAUUUUGGGUUGGCCCGUGCUUUUGGGGUCCCUGUUAGAGUCUACACACAUGAGGUUGUGACCUUGUGGUACAGGGCUCCAGAGGUGUUACUGGGAGCUUCUAGAUACUCUACUCCUGUAGAUGUCUGGAGUAUUGGCACAAUCUUUGCUGAACUCGCUACCAAGAAGCCACUGUUCCAUGGAGACUCCGAGAUUGACCAGCUGUUCCGUAUCUUUAGGAUUUUGGGUACCCCCAAUAAUGAUGUGUGGCCAGAUGUGGAGUCACUGCCGGAUUAUAAGAACACAUUUCCAAAGUGGAAAUCUGGCAAUCUGGGAGGUCAGGUUAAAAAUCUUGACAAGAACGGCAUCGACUUGCUUGGGAAAAUGCUGACCUAUGACCCUCUAAAAAGGAUUUCUGCAAGACAGGCAAUGACUCACCCUUACUUUGAUGAUUUGGAUAAGACCACUUUGCCUGCUAGUAACCUCAAGAACUAAACACAAACACUAUUGACAAGAGCUCAGCCCAAACAGCGUUUCUACUCUUCAGUAAGGAUGACAUGCGCACUCAUGCUGAGACAAAACAAGAUUUCUUGUUAAUGAUUUCUAGACGUGUUGCACUGGAAAGCAACAGUUUAUACAUGAUUCAGACUUUACAAUCUGAUGAUGCCGUUAGAUUUUUUUCUCUCUCUGUCUGUCUGUCUGUCAUUUUCCUAUACUUGUGUUUUAUAUGUAAUUUAAGUGUAGACUGUAAAUAAAUGUUCUAUGCUUUGGAGUUUAAAAAGGCUGAGAGACGACAUGAUUCACCAUUAAUAAAGUGCACUUUGGAAGCUGAA